AUGGAUCCUGUCGUGACCAGCAGCAGCAGGAGGAGGAGAGGAGGCUGCGGCUGCAAGGAGGGCUGCCAUGGCCACUGCCUACCUCCUCACUCUGCCAAAUGCCUCUGCCUCUACCUGCUGCUCGCGCUGAUCCUCCUCGUCCUCGUCGCGGCCGUGCUGCUCGUCGUCUUCGUCACGAGGCUCAAGAAGCCGACCUUCUACCUGCAGUCCGUCCAGAUGGACAGGUCGUUCAGCCUCCGGCCGUCGUCGUCCAACCGCAGCGGCGACAACGGGACGUCGUCGUCGUCGUGCUCGGUGGCGUCGCUGCUGUUCGCGGCGCAGAACCCGAACAGGAUCGGGAUAAGGUACAGCGCGGCGGACCUCGGCGUGGCCUACGCGAACGAGUCGGUCGGCGCCAUGGACGUGCCGGUGUUCUACCAGCCGACGCGGAGCAGCAACGUGACGGUGCUCAUGAACGCCGUGUUCGAGGAGUCCAACGUCAGCCGGCUCGUCGUCAGCGAGCUGUCGGCGCAGAGGAAGCUCGUCGAGAUCAGGAUCGCCGGGAGCAUCGACGCCACCACGCACAUCAUGAACUUCCCUCUGCCAAAGUUUCACUUUACGCUCGAUUGCAGAAUAGCAACCAACUACACCGACAUAGUGCUCCGGGAAGGGAUCGAGUCUGCAACUAUACGCAAGGUAUUUGUUGACUGAUAGUUUCUAACUAACAU
Molecule: messenger RNA, 707 nt
Organism: Triticum aestivum (bread wheat)
Lineage: Eukaryota; Viridiplantae; Streptophyta; Magnoliopsida; Poales; Poaceae
Exons: 2
Coding region: 1-690 (229 amino acids)
Biological process (GO): defense response to other organism
Cellular component (GO): plasma membrane
Source: RefSeq, a predicted model, not a curated record